AUGGACCGUUUCCUUACCUCACUGUGUUUGAAUGGCGUACGGACGUCUGACAAUGUGCCGCUGCAUGUGGUGGAUGCGCAGACGCUCUCGUUGAACGGGAAGCUCGUGGCAACCGACAGCGUUGUGGAACUUGCUUUGCCAAGCAAGGUCGCGACAGCGAUGGUGUCCUCCAUGGCAGCAGCGCCGGCCUACUCCUACUCGAUGUUCUUCUUGUUAGGCUCUCAGGUGCAUCAUGGCCGACUCGGUGACGCCGUCUUCCACUAUAUCGUCCGAGAUCAGGCCCUCCACUGUUUGGCGCUUGAUGAGCGUCAGGUGGCCAUGCGGUCUGUGGUGACCACGUGCACGAGCCGCAAAGGUACCAGUGCAGCUCCACUGCACUACGAAGAGUGUCUCCUCGUCGCCUACGACGGUGGUGCCGUGGCGUGCGAGACACUUCGCUCGAGCGACGCUGCCGAGACAGUUGAUGAAGUGCUUCGCACACUGCGUCUCAUCUCACUUGCCGUAUUCAAAUACACGGAUAAUAAGACGUGUGCGGUGCUUGUCGACUCUCAUCUUUCGACGGCACACAUGGCAGCACUGCUGCUGGCAUCGCGCCGGCACGUCUUCCUAUAUGUGGAUGAGACCAUGUCAGCCGAGGAGGUGCUGGCAACCACGGCCGAAAUGCAGCAGGUGCGCGAGUCUCUCUCGUCCUUUGCGGCCCCCCUCUCGAUGGAUGCGGUGCGAGCACAGCGGACGAUCGCCAGCUACGACAACGGCGCGCCACCUCUUCAGCUGAGUGGUACACUAGACGCCUUGGCCCACACGGACGAGGAGUACGCGGUGCUUCUAGCGGCGGUGGCGCGGGAGUGGGCCGGGCAGCAGGAACAGCACUCGUCUCGUCGCACCCAUGAUGCUGCUACCGGUCCACAUGAUGGUGAGGCAGGUUGUGCUUCGCUGUCCCAGGCUUUCCGACGAGAGCUGGAGGAGGCGCGAGCCGCGCAACGCGCCGCCGAAGAUGCGCUUGCAGAUCAGCGCCGCAUGCAUCGCAAAGAGGUGCUAUCCCUCCGUGCGGAGCUCGAGAGUGCGCACCGACGCAACAACGACAAUACGGUGGUCUCAGAGGUGCAGAGUGGGUCCACGGUGAACGGUAGAGCCGUUUCACAAAACUUACUGCACUCCUUUCAGCAACAACAGCACAGCCACUCGAGUGAUACCGCGUCGCACGCUGUCGUAUCACCGCUGAAAAAGGAGCUUCAGGACGCGCUCAAAGCGCAGCAGUUUGCGGAGGAGAAGGCCUGUCUGCUGGAACUGAGGCAGUCGCUGGCAACGUCGAAGUGCAAAGGUGCACCCGCUACCGCAGGGUACGCCAACGGCGCCGUUACCUCCCCACGACCGUCUCUGCGUCUGCAGUCCGCCGGGAUGCCCAGCGUCGCAGCGCCCGGCCUCCCCUCCACUGCACCGCAGGCAUGGGAAAAUCGACUUCUCCAGCAAGAAAACGCGGCCCUCGUCGCGGAAUUUCAACGCAAGGAAAAGGCGUGGCAGCAGCGACUGCACCAGACUUUAGCUGAGGUGACACAACUGAAACAAGACACAGCCACCAUGGAGGCCACGCUGCGGUUGCAGUCGCAGACGAUCGCGGCCGCGCAGCAGGAGCUCGUGGACAGUCGCGUAGCACAGGAACAGGAGAUGAGGCGACUGCUAGAGCGUGUCCGGGUACUGUCCCAGAAGUCCCGUUCCCGGCACCGUAGCCAGAAUCGGUCCGCCGGCACUGACCAAGCACGCGGCCCCACGGCUGGUGGUAAGGUGCCGGAAUCAGAGGGGCCAUCGCUCUCCGUCUCUUUUCCUUGCACUCUACAGCGGCAAUCGACGCCACCGCCGUCACUUGUCGGCUCCUCCCGGCAGAAGGCUGCAGCGUCUAUCGGCGGCAUUAUGAGCCCCGAGCGCUGA
Messenger RNA from Leishmania braziliensis MHOM/BR/75/M2904, 1926 nucleotides. RefSeq lists its product as hypothetical. The record is from RefSeq and is a predicted model, not a curated record. The coding region runs from base 1 to 1926 and encodes 641 amino acids. NCBI's taxonomy places the organism in Eukaryota, Euglenozoa, Kinetoplastea, Trypanosomatida, Trypanosomatidae. The transcript has a single exon.